AUGUUCGACUGCAUCACGUGCGGGCGGAAGAGCGGAGGAGGCGGGGACGAGCGGGCAGGGGAGCUCACUCAAACAGGGCGGCUCGCGCAGACUUUCACUGGCAACGAAAAAAUGUCUCCGGUGUUUCAAACAUCCCCCGGCUGUGCCUACGAUCGAGGCCCGCGCGGGGCACAGCGAACGCCUGAUCGAACACCGGGCAGCAUGGUGGCGAAGGUGAGACAAGUCCAAAUCGCAAGAGAAGGAUCGGCAAAGAGAACGUCUCGCGGGAAGACGCGUGCAUCAAGCUCUACUGGCCAGGCCCGCUAUGAACACCACGCCACGUAG
Prorocentrum cordatum is the source of this 324-nucleotide messenger RNA. NCBI's taxonomy places the organism in Eukaryota, Dinophyceae, Prorocentrales, Prorocentraceae. The record is from the annotation of a GenBank genome assembly.